Molecule: messenger RNA, 822 nt
Organism: Dracunculus medinensis (Guinea worm)
Lineage: Eukaryota; Metazoa; Nematoda; Chromadorea; Rhabditida; Dracunculidae
Source: the annotation of a GenBank genome assembly
AUGGAUAUUAAGAUAUACCAAGCGAUAUAUGACAACGGUGGUCAUUUCGUAGAUGUUCGUGAAGGGGAAUUUGAGGGCCUUAGUAAUUAUGGCGGUGAAUACAACAGUGAUAUUAAGCAAGACCAGUUUAAAAAAAAUGGCAAUUUUAACAACGGUAUUGAAAAAGUGCUUAGGCGAGAAAACAACACUGGCAAAGUGCAGCGACCAAAUUUACAACUAAACAGCCAUAAUGAUGUAGUGCCGUUCAUUUCACAUCAUAGUUUUGAAACUAACAUUUUUUCUCUUAAUAAAGAGCAUCAACAACGACCUUCGAAUAAGCAACUGGGUUAUGAAAAGAAUGAAGAAGAAUUAACCACUUCAGAAGAAAAGCAUUUGUUUAAGAGCUCAGAGACACAGUUUAGCAGAACUUCUAAUCUCAAGUAUGGUGAUUUCCGGGAAGAUUUUGAUCAAAGUAUUAUACCGUUCUCACCAAGUAUUUCACAGUGCUUCAAAAAUGCUAAAGGGUUUAUUUGUUGUAACCAUGAUUUGUUUGCAUUAAUAGAAGAAGUAUCUUUAAUCAUUGAAUCAAAAAAUUAUUCGAUAUGUAAUAUGCAAAUAAUAGCUCAUCUUCUUCAGCAAAAAGCACAGAAAAAGCUUGGAUCACCUUUCGAAGUGAUUGUAAGCCCGAGUGAUUUUGCCUCGAAAUCACACUUUGUUGGAAACAUGUUGUGCAAGAAUGAAAUCAAUGGGCGAUAUAUUCUUAUUUAUGGCACACCUGAAGAAUACGAUUAUGAACUUAAUAUUGCAACUAAUUUAACGACCCCAGUUCCAUUUCCAUAUUAA